AUGGCAGGGCGGAAGGCGGACGGGGCGCCCCCUCCUCCAGAGCCCCCUCUGAGAUUGCAGAGUAGGGGAUGGUUUGCCUUGAUGCCCGUCGGGGCCAUUCGCGAACGCCGCCCUCCUGUCUUUCCAGGCAAUGAGCCCCAGGCGGCUGCACCCCAGUGGGAGGCCGAACCACCCCAAGUCCCUGCGGAGGCAGGACGCGAAGGGCGGCGGGUUAUUGACCAGAGACGCCUUGAUGCUCACCUUGCCGGCAUGGGCCUCGGCGUCGGCCUCGGCCUCGAGGUUCAGGCGGGGCUGGAAGAACUCGUGCAGGCUGCAGCAGCAGGGGCGGCCGCGGCGGCGGCAGCUGGGGCGGCCGCGGCGGCGGCUGCCGGCGAAGAAAACGAUAGAAACAGAAAAGGGCGGCCCCGACGCCAGCAGCAGCCCCGUGCAGAGCAGGCUCCCGCGGCCGCGGGGGCCCCAGAAGCCGGAGAAGACCCAGCACAGGCAGCAGGAGCCGGGCCGGCCCCUGCAGAAGCGGCCGGCGAACCCCAGAGACAGCAGCCGCGCCGCGUCCGAAACACCUUCACUGCUCUGCAGGUGCAGGAGCUGGAGCGCGCCUUUCAGGAGUCUCACUAUCCAGACCUUGCGACCAGAGAAGAAUUAGCUGUUCGCCUGGACGUGACCGAAGCUAGAGUCCAGGUUUGGUUUCAGAACCGUAGAUCCAAAAUGCGGAAGCGUGAGAAAAACGAGACGGUCAGAAGCUUCACUGCUGUCACCUUUACCCAGCCUCUAGGCUUCUACAGAGAUGCCCAGUUUCCUGGAAUCCCCGUGGAUGGUCCCUGGAGAGGCCUGCCUUUUCCUGUAGCUGUGCCACACAUGCCACCACCAAUGGCACCAGCCAUGGCCCCACCUAUGGCCCCACCUGUAGCACCAGCCAUGGCCCAACUCAUGGCCCCACCAGUAGCACCAGCCAUGGCGCCACCCAUGGCCCUGCCAGUAGCACCAGCCAUGGUACCACCCAUGGCCCCACCAGUAGCACCAGCCAUGGCACCAGUCAUGGUCCCACCUAUAGCACCAGCUGUGGCACCACCUGAGGCACCACCCGCAGGCCCAGGCCCUGCACCACCUGUUGGUGCCAACAACGUAACCUGGGCCUCUCUGUUCAGAGGUCCCCCAGGAAACCCCCCAUUUGGAAAGUAA
Molecule: messenger RNA, 1179 nt
Organism: Trichosurus vulpecula (common brushtail)
Lineage: Eukaryota; Metazoa; Chordata; Mammalia; Diprotodontia; Phalangeridae
Gene: ESX1
Product: ESX homeobox 1
Exons: 4
Coding region: 1-1179 (392 amino acids)
Biological process (GO): regulation of transcription by RNA polymerase II
Molecular function (GO): RNA polymerase II transcription regulatory region sequence-specific DNA binding; DNA-binding transcription factor activity, RNA polymerase II-specific
Source: RefSeq, a predicted model, not a curated record